AGUCAUAGCUGGAUUUGUGUCGGCUGCUUCACGUUAGGGCGAAUGACAGAUUAUUAUGAACGCUGUUAUUUUUCUCCUGUGCGUGUCGUCAAAGAUAAAUAUUUGUAAAGAAAAUAUGACAUUUUUCACUUUUCUUAGCUCAAGUCUUCUGUUAGGUUUAUAUUUGCUCUGAUUGAAUUGCUCAAUAAUUUUAAGAGCUAUGUUAGACAGUUGACAUUGCCCUGUUACAUAUCGUACAGCGGAUCAGCCUGAAAUCAACAUACGAUAGAUCUGCAUUUUAAAUACGUCACCAAUAUUAGCAUCUGAAUUGCCAUGUGUGCAUAUUUUGGAGUUUAAUUAUCAUCAUCGUGAUCUUCUCUAUGAUGCCCGUAAACAGCUGUCAAACCUGUAAACCUGGACUGAUCUGCUGAAAUGAGAGGGUAACGUUAACUAAAUAGGGGAGCACUGAUUUAGCAGUCGUCUGAGAUGGGUGAGUAUGAGGAGAGUUUGUAUGGGCUCGGGGGGGAGACUUUUCCCCCCGAUUUUUUCCCCCCUCCACCACCUCGUCCAGUCGCUCGGGAGCGAAUCCACAUCCAGAAGAGCAGCGUCUGCUCCAGGGCUUACUUCGUGGUGGUGAUGGCCUUUUUCCACAUCUAUAUCAUAAAUAUCAUAGCUUUGCUGCUGUACGUGCACUACAACACCGGUUCUGGAGAGCAGGAUAUACCCCUUGAGAAGAGCACGAGUAUCCCCAGACCCACAGCUGCUGAAUACCAAAGCCCAUCACCUAACCUAAAUCCUGAGCACUCCUUUUAUCUGCCUCGUCUUGAAGGCAUUCGGGUUGGACACGUGCAGAGAGUUUCUCUUGUUCCUGACCGGACCCAUAACCUGCGAACCCUCAGCUUGAAGCCCUUGCUGUUUGAGAUCCCAGGUUUCCUAAGUGUGGAGGAAAGCAGUGUGGUGAUGCAGUUGGCCCAGCUGAAAGGUCUGACCCACAGCGCUCUCCUCACAGCUCCUGAUGCUCAAGAGGAACAACUCACCCAGGAUGAGCUUUUCAGUCUGCUCGACCUUAACCAGGAUGGUCUUCUGCAGAUGGAGGAGAUUUUGAGUCUCUCUCACUCCACCGAUGGAUCUUGGCUGAGCUCCUACAACUUACGGAAAAUCCACACCGGGCUUGAGACCAGCCCUUCUGGAGUUUUGUCCCUGCAGGAGUUUAAGCGUGUCAGCGGUGGAGUGCUCCAAUACGGCAGGCCCGGCCAAGCAUCGGACGGUCACACCAAAGUCAGGCAGAAAAGCACCAAUACGCAGCUUUACCUCGGAGAGGGCACGCACCACCUGCUGAAGAACAUUAGAAACCGGGUGACCCGUUUAACGCGACUGCCGUCCUCGCUGGUUGAUCUCAGCGAGCCAAUGGAAGUGGUCCGUUAUGAGCAAGGCGGGUUCAGCAAUGCCCAUCAUGACAGCAGUCCCAGCAACCCAAACAGCAGCUGUGCUCAUACACAUCUGGCAGCAAACAACUCAGCCUCCAACCAGGUUGCAUGCAGGUAUUUGACAGUCUUGCUGUUUCUCAAUUCUGUGAAUGGAGGUGGAGAGACCAGCUUCCCCGUGGCUGACAACAGGACGUAUGAAGAGGAGGUCUCUCAGCAGUACUGUGAUAAAGGCAAUCUGAAGGUCAAACCAGUGGCUGGCACCGCUCUGCUAUGGUACAACCACCUCUCAGAUGGCAAUGGUUGGGUUGGUGAGCUGGAUGAAUUCUCCCUGCACGGGGACUGUUUGGUCACUCAGGGCUUCAAAUGGACAGGAAGUGUGUGGGUGAACAUCGACCCUGAUCAGCGACGUCAAGAGCGAUACCAGCGGCUGAUCUCAUGGCAUCCAGAUGGGGAAGUCAAAAGGGCAGAGCAUGGUGACCUUCACCAAGAUCUCUAAACCAGACUUCGAAAUCAGAUUGUGAUUUCUUUGGCCAACAUUUGCAAGUGUCUUCCACAAGAUGGCGCUACAGCAGUCCUAAUGGAACUCAGAAGAUAUGUAAACAUGUAGCCAAAAUAACCUUGCCAAUAAUAAUGUAAUAGCUACAGUUAGUUGUAAUGCCUCAAAUGAUAACACUAAUGGUCAAAGUACAUACAACUCUAAAGGAAAAUACUAAAACUGCAAAUUGCUUGCUUGUCUUAAGACUUUGCAAUAUAUUCAUGCAAUUAGGCCUAUUACAUUUCAGCUGCCUGUUAUUAUAUUAAGUACAUGGCUUUGAAUAUCUUAAUGUGGAACUAAAAUGAGCCUCAUUAAUAGUAGUUUACAUUUAUUCAUGUGCAUUUUAUAUAAUCUUAGGUUCUCAACUUUUUUACUCAAGGGCCUCCUAUUGCCCAGAACAAUAUUUAAAGGUAUAUAUCAAUAUCAGUGCUUGACGUGAUUAGACAGAUGUAUAUUCAUUGCAAAAAUUACCAAACAAUAAGAAACAUCUUGAUGUUUUAACUUAUUGUAAUGCUUUUUUGCCUUAUUUUAAAUAAUUUAAGUCAUCUUGGAAAUUUGUUGAGGCCCCCCAGUGGGCCCCCGGAUCCCUGGUUGAGAAACACUGAACUAAAGUAGCUUACGGGUGGGCAGUUUUAUGACAUUUUAUAAAAUAAAUUUAUCAUAAAUUCUGUGUAACUAAAUCUCUGGAAAAUAAGGUGACUAACAAACA
Molecule: messenger RNA, 2650 nt
Organism: Misgurnus anguillicaudatus (oriental weatherfish)
Lineage: Eukaryota; Metazoa; Chordata; Actinopteri; Cypriniformes; Cobitidae
Source: RefSeq, a predicted model, not a curated record